UUCCCGCAAAUUCACUUUUCUUUUUCCGCUUUUGCCCCUCCUAUAUAUGCACAUUCCCCAAUUAACCCAACUUUCAUACCAAAUAAAUUUCCCAAUUUGCUCCCCUGCCCUCAGGUUUCUUUCAAAUCCCUUCUCCCAACCCUGGGAUUAAAUUCUCCCGAUUGCACCGUUCUAGGGCUCCGUUUCGGACUCCUCUCCUUCUCAGGACAGGGUCAACGUAUCGUUUGUUGGGGCGGUGUGGGUUAGCCUGCAUUAGUGGUUAUAUAAACUGGAGUCAUCGCGAUGCUGGGUUUGAAUCGUGAUGGCUUCAAUAUUGCGAGCUGUUUAUUUCAUUUGGCUGAGUGGCAUCCACUUGAAUAGCAGAGCUCAAUUGGGCUUGAAGCCCUCUCCUCUCCCUCUGUAAACUCAGGUUACAUUUGGUUUGUUUUUGGGAGCUAUAGUAACUACUAGAAAUAUUGAGUUUCUAAUGUUCCUUAAGAGUUGCUCACUUGCGAAAAUGAUGGGCUGCUGCAGUUGCUUUGGUUUCAUUAGAAAGCCCAAACGGAAAACAAGGCCCAAUUAUGGCUUUAAUAAUCACCUUUCCCAGGAGCUGUUGUUGGAUGAAGAUAUAGAAGAUGAGGAUGAUGGUUCAUAUAAUGGUGAGGUUACAAGAACUACUCAUGCUGAUGAAAGUGAGCCACACAUCUGCGGCAAUCGUUCUGAAGAGAUUUUACACUUCAGGGAACAGAGUGGAAUGAUUUGUAGGCAGGUCCCUGUGAAGGAAACCCACAAAUGCAUUCGCACAGAGGAUGAAAACGGGAAUAAGAUGGUCAAUGAGUAUGUUCGUGAGUGUAAAAUUGGUGCAGGCAGCUAUGGAAAAGUGGUUCUGUAUCGAAGCCUUGUAGAUGGACAGCAUUAUGCAAUUAAGGCCUUUCAUAAGUCUCAUUUAUUAAAGCUCCGAGUUGCACCUUCAGAGACAGCUAUGACAGAUGUUCUUCGUGAGGUUCAUAUUAUGAAAAUGUUGCACCAUCCUAACAUAGUUAAUCUCAUUGAGGUGAUUGACGACCCAGACAUAGAUCACUUCUACAUGGUUCUUGAAUAUGUUGAAGGCAAAUGGGUCUGUGAGGGUUCUGGUCCACCAGGCGGCAUAGGAGAAUGUACUGCAAGAAAGUACUUGCGGGAUAUAGUUUCUGGGCUGAUGUACCUCCAUGCUCAUAACAUAGUGCACGGCGAUAUCAAACCUGAUAAUCUCUUGGUUAGUCGUAAUGGUACAGUGAAGAUAGGGGAUUUUAGUGUCAGCCAGGUUUUUGAGGAUGAAAAUGACGAGCUGCGCCGAUCCCCAGGGACUCCUGUUUUCACUGCACCUGAAUGUUGUUUAGGGCUAACCUAUCGUGGUAGAGCUGCUGACACAUGGGCAGUAGGGGUUACUUUAUACUGUCUGGUAUUGGGACAAUACCCGUUCCUUGGAGACACACUGCAGGAUACAUAUGAUAAGAUUGUUAAUAACCCUUUAGUACUUCCAGAUGAUAUGACCCCACAGUUGAAAAAUUUACUAGAAGGGCUUCUUUGUAAAGACCCAAACAUGAGGUUGACAUUAGAGGCUGUUGCUGAGCAUACUUGGGUUAUUGGAGAUGAUGGGUCGAUACCUCAGUAUUCAUGUUGGUGCAAGCGCAAGAGUUUGCGGGAAGAAUAUAAUGGGACGAAAGAUGAUAGUAGCAUAAACCAUAGUGACUAGGCUGUUUAGGUUGGCUUUGUUUCUUGUACAGUAGAAAACUUAGGUUUUGUUCCUUUCCUUUUCUUUCUCUUUGGACUUGCUAUCUGAUCUACUAGGGGGGUAAAUCGUGACAAAAACAAGUCUCAAAAGAACUUUUCUGGAAGACUGAAACACAGCCUGCCUUGGCCUUGCUAUCUGAUCUGCAAGGGAGGUAAAUCGUGACUGAAAUAAAUCUCAAACGAACUUUUCUGGAAGACUGGAACACAGCCUCCCAUAGCCAAAAGGAGGCAAGAUGGGUUUGGCUUUCCAAUUUUGGUUUUCAAGUUGCAAAAAUUGUCUCGGUGUUUGCAGGUUUUUGAAUUGUCACAAUGCGGUGAGAAAGUGUGUUAUAACUUAUACUACAUCCGGCCCUUGUACACACAUUUAGCAAAUGUUUGUUGAGCAUCUGAAUGAAAAACAGAACCGUGAACCGUUUUCUCUA
Prunus mume (Japanese apricot) is the source of this 2174-nucleotide messenger RNA. RefSeq names its product geminivirus rep interacting kinase 2 (gene GRIK2). Lineage: Eukaryota; Viridiplantae; Streptophyta; Magnoliopsida; Rosales; Rosaceae. Gene Ontology annotation, molecular function: protein serine/threonine kinase activity; ATP binding. Gene Ontology annotation, cellular component: cytoplasm. The record is from RefSeq and is a predicted model, not a curated record. Gene Ontology annotation, biological process: intracellular signal transduction; protein phosphorylation.